CUGCUGCUUUUUCUGUCUUAAAACAGGAGCCUCCACAGUCAGAGUCUAGUUACUGAGUUGAUUUUCAUGAAAGAUUUGUUGCAGCCCUUUGAAGUAGCUGCUGGAGAACAGCACAAGAUUUGCACAGACAAAUGGAAGAAGAAUAUUAUUUAGAUUAUAAUUACACAUAUGAAUACCCUCAUGAAAGCAACGUCUGUGAAAUGGGUAACUAUUUCACAUUUAACAUCUAUCUCACUGCUGUCCUCUACAUUCUGGUAUUUUUCCUCAGUCUGCUAGGAAACACUUUGGUGUUAUGGAUCCUACUGAAAUAUGAAAACCUUACAUCUCUAACAAACAUCUUCAUCAUGAAUCUCUGUGUCUCUGAUUUAGUCUUCUCCUGCAUGCUGCCUUUUUGGGUAGUGGACCAGUCCUUUGGAUGGAUUUUUGGUGAGUUCCUUUGCAAAGCAUCAAAUGCUAUUUUCUCCAUUGGCUACUACAGCGGUGUUUUCUUUUUGACUCUCAUGACUGUCCUGAGGUACUUGUUUGUAGUGAACCCCCUUUCAACUCUGAGAUCCCAGACGCAGUGUUGCGGUGUCCUGGUGUCCUUGGCUGUUUGGACUGUUAGCACAUUGAUUGUGGUUCCUGAGGUGAUUCACACCACAGUGCAAGAAGGCUUGGAAGAGCGGAGGUUCUGUGAUUAUGCUGACGGGAAUUGGAAAAAGGUGGACAUUUAUGUGAGAAAUGUACUCUUCCUGUUUUCCUUUGGAGUCAUUGUAUUCUGUUACUUCAAGAUACUCAUAAUCCUGCUUAGAGCAAGAUCUCGCAGAAAGUACAGAACUGUGAAACUCAUCCUCAUUAUUGUGGUGGCUUUUUUCCUGUGCUGGGCACCCUACAACAUCCUCAGCUUUCUGACUACUUUUCCACCACCCACCUGUCAGUAUGUGAAAGACUCCAACCUUGCCUUUCACAUCAGCCGUAAAAUUGCUUUCUCCCACUGCUGCCUCAACCCUGUGCUCUAUGUAUUUGUUGGAGUCAAGUUCAAGAGGCAUUUGGCACAGUUAUGCAGUCUGUGUUUACACUGCAGCAAUGGUCAAACCUCCAGCCCCACGACCUGCGUUGAAGGCAAAUUCCAGCAUGAAGGGACAUCUCUCUACUGAAGCAAGACCUAAUUAUUAGGACUAAUCCUGAAUAAACUUUCCGAUUUUGCAUGUCAUGGACAGCCUCUAAUUCUUAGAGGUGCUUCCCUCAGAAAGACACACAAAUUUACUCUUUGCAAACAUGUUGUGUAUAGAAAAUAGCAAAAUGUAUUUGCAGUGGGAUAAAGAGAUGAGAAUGCCAAGAAAUUACUUCACUUGCCUGAAAGUCUUAAGUUCACAAUUUUUUGCACAGUGAGAUGGAUUUUCCCUCAUUUAUACUCUUUUGAAAAGAAACAAAAAUAGCUUUUUUUAUUUGGGUAUUAAAACAUCAGGAUUUAAUGUAAAAAUUGUUGCAUAUCUCUUUGUUACCUGACUUAAGAUUCUUGUAUAUUGCAAUGGACACUUACAUAUUGCAUGGAUUGUAUAUAGCAAUGGACACCUAGGUAUCUUUGUAAAUUUUAAUGUUUUUCACUGUUUAUCAGUGUACUCAUUGGUCCUUUUUUGUGGGGGGCGAUGUCUCUGGAUUAACUGUCCUGACAAUAGCUACAAGACCUGUGAGUUUCUGAAAUUCUCAGGGCAAAUGUUCUUCUACCUUUUGACGGAUAAAUAUAUAUAAAACUAGCUUUGUGUAAAAGUAGUCUUUGGGGUCUGAAAUUGAAAGUUUGGUAGAGCCUUAGAAGGAACACAAGCUGUUAAACAGAUACUUCACUAGGAUAAUAGUUUCCCUUCUGUUACUGCUCUUUGCCACAGGAUUCUUCCAGGCUUUGAAUAUCAUUUCAGAUGAUUGCAGCAGAUCAACAGCUCAUCUCUUGAACAGAGCAGGAGUAUAUUUUCCUCUAAUUGCUCUUUCCCUUCUUUUCUCCCUUUGCCACAGUCCUGAGAACACUUAAGCUUAUAAAUAAGUUAUAGUGCAAGAACAAAUGGCUUUUUAAAUAGUAGGAA
Cyanistes caeruleus (blue tit) is the source of this 2057-nucleotide messenger RNA. It is a transcript of the gene XCR1, whose product is annotated as X-C motif chemokine receptor 1. The record is from RefSeq and is a predicted model, not a curated record. Gene Ontology annotation, biological process: immune response; calcium-mediated signaling; G protein-coupled receptor signaling pathway. Gene Ontology annotation, molecular function: C-C chemokine receptor activity; C-C chemokine binding. Gene Ontology annotation, cellular component: membrane; external side of plasma membrane. Lineage: Eukaryota; Metazoa; Chordata; Aves; Passeriformes; Paridae.